Molecule: messenger RNA, 2097 nt
Organism: Aspergillus tanneri
Lineage: Eukaryota; Fungi; Ascomycota; Eurotiomycetes; Eurotiales; Aspergillaceae
Exons: 5
Coding region: 1-2097 (698 amino acids)
Source: RefSeq, a predicted model, not a curated record
AUGGACUCAGAGAUCGCCCAUGAUGGAACCCUGGUCAGCAAGCUCGCUGGACUCACGGAUAUCUCUGCAUCGCCGAUUGCAGACUAUCUGGGUCGGAGGUUCUCGGGUCAGAGUGAGCAGCAGAAGAUCGAGUUUUUCCGGCGAACGGCAGAACUAGAACAGCUACUGGACCGCGUCGCAUUCAUGGAUUGCAUGGAAGUGCCUGGGCUGACUCUCAAGCUCUUAUUCGCUCUAGCGACACCGGUACUCCCACCUACUGCGUCCGCUGACUGCGAGAACGCGGCCCAGAUUCGGCUGCUCUUGCAGUCGACACCGCGCUCGGCAAAUGGCGCGGAUCCGGACGCAGGUGAACAGCGGACUGCGGCGGAACCAGCGCGUCGCGAUGGUGAAAUACCUACAGCAUCGUUACAUUCGGGCAGAGGCAUCACAGGCGCGGACGGGCUGUUCAAGUUCCUCCUCAUCGACGUGCAGAUAAGCAUGUGUCUGCAGACGUCACACAUCAAGCAGGGCAUUUCCACGGUGCAUCCUCGGGCUGGAGAAGGCGGAGCAGGUCUCGAGCAACACGGUCAACGUAGACCGCUGGAAGUGGAUGGAGGGCUACAGGCUGGGGGACGCGAACCGCAAGGUCUUCCUCUAUCCGGAAAACUGGCUGGACGCAACCCUGCGCGACGACAAGGCCGAAGUGUUCAGGGCGCUCGAGUCAGGCAUCCUGCAGAACGACCUCGACAGUGCCAAGAAGGCCGAGAACUGGAACAGCAUGUUCCAUUUCCUCGCACAAGGACCGCGCCAUACAUCUACUACUAUCGCACGCUCGGCAUUGUGCCGGGUCCCACGGACAGGGGGAUCAAGAUAUACUGGCAGCCCUGGACCAAGAUUGACGGUGAGGUCCUGUUCGAUUUAUUGGGGGGUCCCGGUCCCACCUUUGCUGUUGUGCUGUUGCCAAGUAACGUUCCCGCACCGAGCCCCAGUAUUUUAGUCAUCGAUGUGGAGCGGCGGACCGAUGCAGGGGCAGGGGAUGGCCAGCAGGAAAACCAGCAGGAAAACCGGCAGCCUCGGUACCUCAACUAUCCGCUAGGUCGUUUGUCGCUUCGAGAUGCGCGGAUCGCAGAAGCUCUGGCGAUCCACCAUCCCGACCAUCUUCGUGAAGAUGUUGCAUCACAUGGAAAAGGUCAGCGACAAACGGUAUAUCCAUCGGCAGAGGGGCGGGCGGCCGGGAGCCGCUGCUGGGCAAUUAUAGUCACCAAGCUUGUGGACAACAUCCCCAGGAAGGACGUGCAAUGGACGCUGUCCUUCAACGAUUCGCUGGUCAAGAACGCGACCGGCUUUAUCCAGGACAUUGUCACCACGGAGAGUACCAUCUCGUACGUCACGUACCCGCCCAUCGCUUCCACCAGCACCUUUGUGUCCGACGUGUUCCAGCGCACGUUCGACCGGGACCUCGUGUCCAUGUCAACGACGUACGACAGACUCGACCAGGCCUAUGCCUUUCUCGCCAACGUGCCGGCGGACGACACGUACCUCGCCUUCGGGAAACGCAACGGUCCGGUCCACGAGCUCUCGACUCCCUAUGCCAUCUACAACUGGGAGCUCGGCGCGCACGCUGUUAUGCUGCUCAUGAAGAGGCUUCAGGUCAACCGGCAGAAAGACCUCGCCCUCCAGGUGGCACACUUUGUCUUCGAUCCAACACACAUUGAGAUCCUGGUGGCAAGCAGCGACGUCUACUUCCGGCAGAAUACGCUCGAGGCUCUGCCGUUCGCCAUCCAAUGCUACGUCGAAGCGUCGCACGUCUUUAGCUCGGCGCUGGUACGUGUUCCCAGGUUCGCGGAGCCGACGUACAAGUCCUACGCAGAUCUGGACAAGGUCUUUGACGACUUCUCCAACGCCGCCUUCGACAUGGAGCUGGACUUCCCCUUCUUCAGCGACCCGGCAUCGAGAAGUGGCGGCGCCAAGGCGAACGGCCCCUUGAGUCUCACCGGCACCCUGAAGACUACGUAUUUCUGCGUUCCCACUAAUCCCAAGCUCAUCGAGCUCCGGAAUCUCAUAGACGACCGUCUCUUCAAGAUCUGCAAUGACCAGGAUAUCAACAGCGUCUUUUGA